This is a messenger RNA of Antechinus flavipes (yellow-footed antechinus), 3810 nucleotides long. RefSeq names its product SR-related CTD associated factor 4 (gene SCAF4). The coding region runs from base 223 to 3462 and encodes 1079 amino acids. Gene Ontology annotation, molecular function: RNA polymerase II C-terminal domain phosphoserine binding; RNA binding. Gene Ontology annotation, cellular component: nucleus. The transcript has 20 exons. The record is from RefSeq and is a predicted model, not a curated record. Lineage: Eukaryota; Metazoa; Chordata; Mammalia; Dasyuromorphia; Dasyuridae. Gene Ontology annotation, biological process: negative regulation of termination of RNA polymerase II transcription, poly(A)-coupled.
UUCCUUCCUCUGAACGGGACUGAACUGUGGACCUGGCCGUCACCGCCUCCGCCUCCUCGAGCCCCGAGUCUCCCGCCUCCUCCGCCCGGAUCUUCACGUCUUCGCUAGUCUCCUCUCUCUCCCGACCCGGCUCGACCUCUCCGCCCCGCUCCCCGCCGGCUCUCCCUGCAACGCGAGGUCUAUGAAACCGGCAGGGCCCGGAGCAGCCGCCGCAGCGCGAACAUGGACGCCGUCAACGCCUUCAACCAGGAGCUCUUUUCACUCAUGGAUAUGAAGCCUCCCAUUUCCCGGGCUAAGAUGAUUCUCAUUACUAAAGCUGCCAUUAAAGCUAUUAAGCUUUACAAGCAUGUAGUCCAGAUUGUAGAAAAAUUCAUCAAAAAGUGUAAGCCAGAAUAUAAGGUUCCAGGACUAUAUGUAAUUGACUCAAUUGUGCGGCAGUCUCGUCAUCAGUUUGGAACAGACAAGGAUGUUUUUGGGCCAAGAUUCUCUAAAAAUAUAACAGCUACAUUCCAGUAUUUAUAUCUCUGUCCAUCUGAAGAUAAGAGUAAAAUAGUUCGUGUUCUGAACCUUUGGCAAAAAAAUGGAGUGUUCAAAAUUGAAAUUAUUCAGCCUCUUUUGGACAUGGCAGCAGGAGCUACUAGUGCUGCCUCAGUGCCGGAAAAUGUUGCUAAUAAUGAAGGUUCACCUCCACCCCCAAUAAAAGUUUCUUCUGAACCUCCACAAGUCACUACAAAUUCAGUACCAACUAUGCCACAGUUGCCAAGCUCUGAUGCUUUUGCAGCAGUGGCCCAGUUAUUUCAGACAACCCAAGGACAACAGCUUCAGCAAAUUCUUCAAACUUUCCAACAACCUUCAAAACCCCAGUCUCCAGCCAUUGAUAAUUCUGUGAUGGCUCAGGUUCAAGCUAUAACAGCUCAGUUGAAGACUACAACGACACAACCACCUGAACAAAAAGCUUCCUUUCCCCAACCUGAGCAAAAAACUACAUUUGAUAAGAAGUUAUUAGAUAGAUUUGAUUAUGAUGAUGAGCCAGAAGCUGCCGAAGAAUCAAAGAAAGAAGAUUCUUCUGUUUCUCCGUCUCUUCCUCAGCCUCCAUUUGGAUUUCCAGGAGAUGGCAUGCAACAGUCAGCAUAUUCACAGCUUCCAAGUAUAGAUCCUUAUCAGCAGAGAAUGUUGGGAGUACAACAGGAUCCAAUACACCACCAGGUCCCACUUCCUCCUAAUGGACAAAUGCCAGGUUUUGGACUACUUCCUACACCUCCAUUUCCUCCUAUGGCUCAGCCUGUGAUUCCUCCAGCACCACCAGUGCAACAACCUUACCAAACUUCAUUCCAGGCACAAAAUGAACCACACAUGCAGAAAGUACAUCAACAGGAAAUGGAAGUGGAGCAGCCUUGUGUUCAAGAAACUAAGCGGCAUGUCUCUGAAAACAGAAAGUCAAGAUCUAGGUCAGCAUCAAGGUCACCCAAAAGAAGGAGAUCACGGUCUGGUUCUAGAUCUCGAAGGUCCCGUCAUAGACGUUCUCGUUCACGGUCCAGAGAGAGGCGCCGGCAUUCUCCUCGAUCCCGUUCCCAAGAAAGAAGAGAACGAGAGAGAGAACGAGAGCGCAGGCAAAAGGGGCUUCCUCAAAUUAAGCCAGAAACUGCUAGUGUUUGUAGUACUACACUCUGGGUGGGACAGCUAGACAAAAGAACUACUCAGCAGGAUGUUGCCAGUCUGUUAGAAGAGUUUGGCCCAAUUGAAUCAAUUAAUAUGAUACCUCCUAGGGGGUGUGCCUAUAUUGUAAUGGUCCACAGACAAGAUGCUUACCGUGCCCUUCAGAAACUGAGCCGUGGCAACUACAAAGUCAACCAGAAAUCUAUAAAGAUUGCCUGGGCCUUAAAUAAAGGAAUAAAAGCAGAUUAUAAACAAUAUUGGGAUGUGGAACUAGGUGUUACUUAUAUACCAUGGGACAAAGUCAAACCUGAAGACCUCGAAAGUUUUUGUGAAGGUGGAAUGCUGGACAAUGAAACACUUAAUCCUGAUUGGAAAGGAAUUCCUAAGAAAUCAGACAAUGAAGUUGCUCAAAAUGGAGGUGCAGAAACUACACAUGCUGAACCAGUAUCACCAAUACCCAAGGCCUUACCUGUUCCUGUUCCUCCCAUUCCUGUUCCUGCACCAAUAACAGUACCACCUCCACAGGUUCCACCACAUCAGCCAGGCCCUCCUGUAGUUGGUACACUCCAACCACCUACUUUCACACCACCUUUAGGAAUUCCCCCACCUGGUUUUGGUCAUGGAGUUCCUCCCCCUCCUCCUCCACCGUUUUUACGUCCAGGAUUCAACCCGAUGCAUUUACCACCAGGUUUUCUUCCUCCUGGACCCCCACCUCCUAUAACACCACCAGUGUCUAUUCCUCCUCCCCACACUCCACCAAUAACCAUCCCAAAUUCUACUAUCGCUGGUAUAAAUGAAGACACUACAAAAGACUUAUCUAUUGGAAAUCCCAUUCCAACAGUGGUUUCUGGGGCUAGAGGAAAUGCCGAAUCUGGUGACAGUGUGAAAAUGUAUGGGUCUGCUGUUCCACCUGCUGCACCUCCUGUUACUCAGCCUGUUUCGCUUCUUGGCACUCAAGGAGUUGCUCCUGGUCCUGUAAUUGGCUUACAAGCACCAUCUACUGGUCUUCUGGGUGCUCGGCCUGGCUUAAUACCCCUGCAACGCCCUCCUGGAAUGCCUCCACCUCAUUUGCAACGAUUCCCUUUGAUGCCACCUCGCCCUAUGCCGCCUCAUAUGAUGCACAGAGGACCACCUCCAGGCCCAGGAGGCUUUGGAAUGCCACCACCUCAUGGAAUGAAAGGCCCCUUUCCACCCCAUGGCCCUUUUGUUAGGCCUGGUGGAAUGCCAGGACUUGGAGGCCCAGGCCCAGGCCCUGGUGGAGCUGAAGACCGAGAUGGAAGGCAACAGCAACCCCAGCAGCAACCACAACAGCAGCAACAAUUUAGAAAUGAAAAUAGGCAGCAGUUCAAUUCAGGUAGAGACCAAGAAAGAUUUGGGAGGAGGUCUUUUGGAAAUCGGGUAGAAAAUGAUCGGGAACGCUAUGGUAACCGUAUUGAUGACAGAGAUAAUAGUAAUCGUGAAAGGAGAGAAUGGGGGAGAAGAACCCCUGAACGAGACAGGCACAGAGACUUGGAAGAAAGGAGACGAUCCGGUGGACAUCGAGACAGGGAUUCUAGAGAGAGAGAUUCUCGUAGAGAUAAGGAAGAAAAUCGAGGGAAGGAAAAACCUGAGGUGACAGAUAGGUCAGGUGGUGAUAAAACCAUUGAACCUUCUAGUGGCCAAGUGGGAAAUGCAGACACUAUUUCAGAACUUGAUAAAGGGGAGUCAACAGUUAUAAAUCCUACUGAAGAGUUACCAUCAGAGGCUACUUCAUCUGUUGAUGAACCUGAAAAGGAUUCUGCCUCAGGAGUAGAGGCUUCUCGCUAGAGACUGGAAUUUGUCAAAAUGUGACAGUGACAUUUGAGCAUAGAGCUUGAGGUGUACAGACAGAUGCUGUAUUAUAUUUGCUUCUGCUAUAUCACAACCCCUCAGUAGUUGGUGGGGAAUUAUAAGCAAUUUGAUUGCUUCCCUUCUAUUUAAAAUAGCCACAAAAUGACAAAAAUAUGAAUAAAAUAUUACCCUUUUGCUGUAACUUUUUUAAAGUUUUGACUUUAAAAAGUUUACAAAUCGUAAUUAGAAGUGCUUUCUAUUUUUUUUUUUAAUUUAAGAAAAGGUAACAGUGAAAGCUCCUCAAACAAUAGGGAUGUUUUUAAUAAACUCUAUUUUCGUAACAAA